UCGAUAUCGCAGCACAAGAUUUUUAAAGCUCCAACUCUCAAACAAACUUGACGUAACGUCACAAUAGAAAAAGAGCAUGGUGGAAAAUAGCAGUGUGAAUCUAAGUGUUUUACUUUUAUUCAUAGUGUUUGAGAACGUUGAAGGUGGCUGUUCCAGCGUCUAUAAUGGCUAUACCUACGUCUACUAUUGUACCUACUACAAUCCAUAUUUACUCGUUCUGGGAGCCUCCUACGGAUCAGUGAUCGGGAUCGGGAUUCUAGUAAGCUUUAUCGUCUGCUGGUGCUGUAACCAAAGGAAAAAUCAACAUGGGUAUCAUGGCGCGGUUAUUGUUCCAACUCCCCAAAGAACAGAUAAUAUCCAUCUCAGUCAUCAAUAUGGAAUCCCACAGAACCAGCAACCUGUUAUGGCAGGCGUACCUGGUACUCAGAACUCUUACAUGUUGACACCGACACACGGUGGAAAUUCACAGGGACCAAAUUCACCUCACGUGGGUAUUCCGUCCACAAGUGCAGGUACAGGGGAGAAUUUACCGGGAACUGUCCAGCCAGAAACUUGAAUCUUAAAAAUUGUUUAAAUUAGACAUUAGCAAAUAAAGAUAAUAUGAAAACUGAGUUUUUAAUUGACUUUAAUUUCAAAGUUUAGAUUUUAUUCUUUAAAUUUGUUAUUGCCGCUAGAGUCAUAAUAAUUAGUUAUAGCCCUUAUGCCUUCAACAUUCAACACUGUCACACUAUAUCUUUACUGUACAUUUUUAUAAUAGACAAAACAUAUUGCAUGUACAUAUGUUAAAAGGAUCCUUUUGCCCAGAAUGAUCUAAUUGCUUAUCUAAGGCGUGUAUAUUUUAUGAAAUUGAAAACAUCAAGCUUAAUAAGUUUAUAUUUUCCUUUUUU
Messenger RNA from Saccostrea cuccullata (small rock oyster), 887 nucleotides. RefSeq lists its product as uncharacterized. The record is from RefSeq and is a predicted model, not a curated record. NCBI's taxonomy places the organism in Eukaryota, Metazoa, Mollusca, Bivalvia, Ostreida, Ostreidae. Bases 77 to 556 code for a protein of 159 amino acids. The transcript has 4 exons.